Messenger RNA from Galleria mellonella (greater wax moth), 4041 nucleotides. It is a transcript of the gene Cow, whose product is annotated as proteoglycan Cow. Lineage: Eukaryota; Metazoa; Arthropoda; Insecta; Lepidoptera; Pyralidae. The transcript has 11 exons. Gene Ontology annotation, biological process: establishment of protein localization to extracellular region. Gene Ontology annotation, molecular function: calcium ion binding; protein binding. The coding region runs from base 141 to 1649 and encodes 502 amino acids. The record is from RefSeq and is a predicted model, not a curated record.
GCGGCGGCGGCGCGGCAGUGCUCCGCGCGCGGACCGUGUCGCCAGCCGCCACGCUCUCGCCGGCUCGCGGACGUACCGGCGCGGACUCGCUCGGAGCGGAGUGUGCGAGGCGCUAGUGGCGCGGCUGUAGCUGCGACGACAUGCAGGCGCGCGUGUGGGCGGCGGCGGCCGCGGCGGCGGCGCUGCUGGCCCUCGCGGCGGCGGCCUCGCGCCGCCUCGACCAGGACUUCGAGUUCGACGACGACGCGGACGCUCUCGCUGGCGGCGCCGUACAGCACUCGCACUCGCGCAGGCCACGAAGAUACAUAUAUGAUCCUAGCAAUUCACUUUGUCAGUCAUUGGUUUGCAAGAAACGCGAAGUUUGCGUGUUACGUGACGCCUUCACCGCCCUCUGUGCUAACAAAAAGGAACUUCUUCGAAGAGGUGACGUCAUCGUAGCAGCGACAGCGGACGGAUGGAGCGGUUCCGGUGCGAGCUGGGAGCGUGAGGACGACGACGACGUGUUCUACGACGGCGGCGCUCGACUCGACCGAACAGACAACGACUCGGAGGCAGACGACUCGAAGCCCAAUAAGUGCGUGGGGUGCCCGGUGCGAGGCCGCGCGCGCUUCCUGUGCGGCUCGGACAACCGCACGUACUCGUCGCUGUGCCGGCUCGACCUGCACAACUGCGUGCGCAGGGCGGGCGGCGGCGGCGCGGGCGCGGCUGUGCGGCCGGCGUGCCGCGGCUUCUGCCCGUGCGGCCCGCGCGCCCGCCCCGCGCCGCCCGCGCCCCCCGCGCCGCCCGCGCCCCCCGCGCCACCCGCGCCCGCCGCGCCGGCCGUCCCGCGCCGCGCCGGGCCGCAUGCGCGCGCGCGCCAGCGCGCCCGUCCCGCGCAUGCGCUACGCGACUACGACGAUGACUGGAGACAACGAAAGUCAGAAUCCUCACAUAAUGAAGUUUUGCCAGAACGUUCUUCAAGACGGCGUUUAUCGCAAGGAAGCGAGGGCUGCGCUCUUGAUAAAAUGGCAAACCGUCUACUCGACUGGUUUUCAGUGCUUAUGGAAGAAGCCGGAGCUACUACUGCACCAGAAGAAGGAUUUCCGAGCGAUUGCAAACCUGAAGUUCGCUGGAUGUUUGCUCAUCUAGACACGGACGGCGACGGUCUCCUGUCACCUGCUAAUUUGUAUUCUCUCAGGCACGACGAGCGCGAGCGGUGCCUGCGGCCGUUCCUGUCGAGCUGUGCGGCGGGCGGCGCGGCGGGCGCGGUGGGGCGCGCGGCGUGGUGCGGCUGCCUGCGGCGCGCCGCGCGGCCCUGCACGGCGCUGGCGCGCGCGCACCCCGCGCCGCACGCAGGCGCGUACGUGCCGGCGUGCGACGCGCGCGGCUACUACCGCCCGCGGCAGUGCCACGCGGCGCUGGGCGUGUGCUGGUGCGUGGACGCGCACGGCGUCGAGCGGCCCGGCUCGCGCACCAGGGGCGCGCCCUCCUGCCCAGGUGACAAGUCGGUAUUGAAUGUAGUGAGCAACGAGACGGAGGCGGAGCCCUCGGAGGGGGCGGAGGGGUCGGUGGGCGCGGAGGGGUCGGAGGGCGCGGAGGGUGCGCCGGCCGACGACGAGGACGCGGCGGGCGGCGGCAGCGGCGACGGGGACAACGACCUGCGCUACUAGGCCGCACCACCCCACUCUUACGUUGCGAGUGUGCCCUGGCGUACCUAGCCCAUAAUACAUGUUGGCCGCGUACACUAUUUAGCCAUAUUAAGUUUGCGUAUCGACUUCGUGUUCGAGUAUUAUUUUUGUUAAUUUAAAAAAUCACUCGCCUAUUAAGCACUCGUCAGUCCGGGGACGUAGAGGAAGUUAUUCAUUCUUUGCUGAUGUUACGCUAAAAGUAGUAUUAUAGAAGGUCGUAGAUACAAUAUUUUGAACAUGUUCUUAUUAUUUUAUAAAUAAAUGUCUUUUAGACGAUUGAAGUCGUAAAACGUUUACAAAGUUAUCUGUUCACCGCCGUUGGAUUGAUGAUUAUUCGCAAAUAGAAAUGAUGCAAACGUAAGCGCCUAAAUUGUAGGCCUAAAAAUAAUUAAACAACUUAGCCGUCCCUUUUCUCCAUAUACUAAUGGCUAUAGGUACCUUCUCUCCAUGCGUAGGUGAUGCGCCCGCGCAGGUAAACAGAUAUAAGUACGUAAAUUUUAAUCCGAGGUUAUGUUAUGUUUGAAAUCGAGUGAAACCGGUUCUUCGAUGGCCCCGGUGGGUGCGGUGGGUUCUUCGAGACAAAAAUAAAUCCUGUGGCUUUAGGUCUCGGCGUUCUUACAGUCACACUUCAGUGUCGAAAGAGCCAAGCAGUUCCGAGGUUAAAAGCAUAGGUUUGUGUUCUAUAGGAUAGGGGUUUUUCUUACGGGCCAAAAGAAACAAUACACAAUUGAGAAUUUUGAUUUAUUUAUUUUAGAGACUCUUUCUUAUAUCCACAGAGUACUAAUAAUAAAACUAAACAAUACAGUCGUCGAAACGCGUCGGUAUACGGCGCUGACGUCGUCCGCUCGUGGGAGAUAGGGACAUUUGUGGAGUACAUGCUGCAGUUCAAUUAUUGCCAAAUAUUUAUUUAUGGGUUUAGAGUUUUAAUGUUCAACAAAUACCUAGGUUCAUUUACUUACCUGCAUCGACAACCAUGACAUAAAAGAAAAAUUGGAGAUAAGUUACUGGCAUAGCCACUGUAUAAGAUCCCACCGCUGUAAGCGAUUAUCACUUCUAACAUUGUGAUAAUAUGAUUCACUGUAAUUUGCAUGUUUAUUUUUUUUUAUUUAGGUGUCUUAAUACCUAUUUAUGCACUUCUAUACCUCUUUCGAUACUUCUACAUAUUUAAGUAUAUAUUAUAUUUAAUUAAAACAAUUAAACUUACGUCGCAUUUAGAAUAAUUCGCUUCCAUUAAAAAAAGAUGGCUAUUCUUUAUAAUAUAGCUAACGAGAUGCCACAACUGGAGUGCAGGUACCUAUAAAAAUACUAAAUAAAUACCUAAAAUGUACUUAAUCGUUGCUAUGUGUACAGUAGGUACUUAUUUAAUCUUAUAUUAAACUCGGAAAUUAUAACAACUAAGCUUAUGAAUGUUUGAUAUUACUAGUUACUUAUUUACCUAAUAAUGAAUAUUUAGUGAUUUACUUUACUUGUCUAGUGUUGCUCAUGCUCACUGAAGCAGUACCUAACUUGUUUGUAUUAAGUAUUAUUAAAGUAUAAAACAUGUAAUUAAUAGGCAUUAGAGUUUAUAUAAUAGUGUAAAGAAAAACACUCAUAGAGGAGUGGAAACAAUGUCGACAAACACCUGUUGAUUUAAGUCGAAGCAAACCUCUGUCAGGAUGUAACCCUGGACCACUUAUUUCAAUUACAGGAAUGAGAAUGACGACGAUUGAAUGUUAUAUGUUACAAAGCGAUUACGGAGUGUAUUAAAACAAAUAUCAUAAUGUAAAUGAAUCUUGUUUGAUUUCAGCAUUAAAGAAAUAAAUAAGUAAUAGCUAAGUAGAAAAAACAUACUGGUACUUGGGUUAUAAUGUUGCAAUGAAAGUGUGAAGUUAGACAGAUGAGAUAAUACGAAAUGAAAUAUCCCCUAUCUAUUACAUAUAACAUGAUAAAAUAUACCAGUGUCAACCAGAGUGAAAGAAGUAAUGCACAAUAUGAGUACAACAACUAAGAAUUAGGUACAUGAAUAAAUAAGUAAUUAUUUAUUUUAAACAAAUAUAAAACUGCAAGUCAAUAAUUAUAAAUUGGUAAUUGUAUUUAAUUGGGGAGAAAAGAAAACACUGCAUAUUAAGCCAGAUUAGUUGAAGUGAGGGCUGAAAAUGUGAUGCUUCAACAGGUAAUAGACAGAUUUCUACUUCAUAUAUCUGUGUUAUGCUAGUAAUUAUUUGAUUAAAUAUUUUAAUUUUAUGAUUAUGUCAUAGCUAAUCUUGUUUGUAAUAACAUGUAAGGUAUCUAAAAGGUGCCUAGUGAUGUUCACGUAAGUUAGGUAAUUAUUUGCACUUUUUUAAAUCUUGGUCACUGUAGAUUUGGUCAUAAAUAAAUCCUAUACGUAAUUUAA